AAUCAUAUUUACUUUUCCUCGUUAUGUUAAAAGUUCUCGACAACAAACUUCACAGAUCGUGACUGAGAUAAAGGGUGUUGAUUAUAGGUUCAUAAACUAAAAUAAUCUGUCAAAAGUCACUCUCACCUGUAAACAUAGAUGUCCUUUGAUACUAUCCAAACAAUGUACAUGUAGUGUGGACAGAAAUUUGGACGUCGGAGAUAGUGUCAGUGGAUAGUUAAUUAAGAAGAAAAUUAAAAUUAAAACGUAUUACAACAAUAUUUGAGAUUACACACAAAGAUGGACGCCCACAACUGUAAAACUAUGCAUUGUAUUUGUCAAUUACCUGCUAUCAGUUUUGAGAAAAUAAGAAAUAUAUACACCUGUAAAUACUGAAGAUAUAAAGACAGCUGUUGGGAACCAAAAUAUUGUGACAUUUAUUAUGAAAGGAGAACAAAUAAAAUAAAAUAGGAUUUAAUAUAACGUUUAAACCAAUAAACAGACCGUGAAAGAGGAAAAAUAAAAGAUAGGAUCAUAGUGAAUAGAAAGAAACUUUUAUGUUAUUUAAAAAUUGUGUGCAGUGCACACAGGUGUAAAGUUAUCAUCUAGAAUUUUGGACAUAUAUUCCUAAACUUCAAAUGGAUAAAACAUGUUUAAGAAAGUCCCUGAAGUAGUGUUUUCGGAUGUUGGAGAGGAUGAAUCGUACACAAUCGACUCAUUUCGACACGUGGCAGAUCGUCUGAAUCUAUCAUCGGAGGAACUUCAAACAAUCUUUGCAGCAGUUGACAGUGAUGACGAUGGUGUCAUUACUAAGAAAGACUUAUGUACACCAUCGCCAAGUCCAAGACGGAAAGGUGCACAAACAUUGGAAAGAUUACCAUCACUGGAAUCUCAUGAUACAAUUAAAACGGAUUUAGAUGUUUUGUCAGACAAAAGCCAAGAACAAGUAUGUGAUCUUUACCAACAACUGCAUGCCUCGGACAAUCCAGAACUCCUCCAACAUUUCGAAUCCAUCAUUCUCGGUGUUAUAAAAGAUGUCAGAACGUACCAAGUGGAAAACCAACGACUGGAGAAAACAUUUAAAAAAGAAAAAAUUCAACAUGACAAACAUUUGCGACAAUUGGAAGACGAAAUGGAAAGAGAAAUGUCAAAAAUGGAAGAACGAAUAAGGGAAAAAGAACAAAGAAAAGUACAACAAGAAAAAGCUCAACUGAAGAAAGAACUAGAGACAGAGUUGUUAACAUGUCAACAAAGUUACAAUGUCAUGCAACAGGUGAAAAAGGAGGGACUAGGGAAAGAAAACAAAGAAAUGGAAGAACAACUUUUGAAUUUGCAGAAAUCAUUAAAUGAUAUAUCAGUGGAAAAUAGACAAUUAAAGAGUGAAUUAACGGACAAUAAAACAAAUAUGGCUGUGGUACGGACAGAGUUGUCAACGUAUAAACAGUCCUACCAAGAAAAAGUCAGAGAAUUACACUUGGAGAAAGCCACUGUAGCAGAUAUAAUAAAAGAACAAGACAACUUGACACGACAGUUACACUUGUUACAUAAUGCUAAUAAACAACUACAUGACCAUAACGAUGAUUUAAUUGAAUCUUUCGAGAAGCGAGUACCAAACAGACAGCUGUCAUCUGUUUCAUUACCUAACUCAAUAGCAGGUGACAGAAGAGGCUCAUUAAUGAGUGACUAUCUACCUAGCGGACCAUCAUCACACAACUACUUAAUGGGAUACGAUUAUCGAGUACGAUCAUUAAAUAUAAGCCCCACACCCUCGCUGGCCGAGGAUUUACAAACAAACAACGUGUCAGUAAAUGCAUUUUCACUACCAGGACAGUCACCACGUGUCAUCCGGGCUAUAUUACCACGUGACGAGACUUGUGAGGAUGAUGAUGCGGAUGAAAUUGCAGACAGCGGUCAUUCUACCCUUCGAGAUCUCAAUGAUGAUUCUGACCCUGAAGGCCAGAAUCCUGACGAUGACUACUAUAGACGAUCACAUAACAAUAGAAGGCAUCGGAGAGAAUCUAGUUAUAUACGAAAAAAUGAGGAAAAUGAUUCACAUGAUGAAAUCGAAACAGAAGCUGAGUUUGAUCAGUUACAUUCUAAACCAAUCAGAAGAUAUGAUCCCGUCAGAUUGAGUUCCGGAAGUAAUAGCAGCAGAAAGUCACGGACAAGGUCAAAGAACAGGGAUAGGGAUAGGGAUACAGACCACGGAGGCAGAUCAUCACCUGCAAUCCAUAGAAACAGCUUAAUACGAAAAACCAGCAACGGCUCACAAGAGAGAAGUGCAAAUAGAGACCCAGAUAGAAUGUAUAAAAUUGUGUUGGCAGGAGAUGCAGCUGUUGGAAAAUCUUGUUUCAUAAUGAGGCUUUGUAAAGGAAAAUUUGUUAGCAAUCUCAGUUCGACAUUAGGUGUGGACUUUCAGACAAAGGUUUUAGAGGUAGAUGACAAGACUGUAGCUUUACAACUGUGGGAUACUGCUGGCCAAGAAAGGUUCCGAAGUAUUGCUAAAUCUUAUUUCCGCCGAGCUGAUGGUGUGUUUCUUCUGUAUGAUUGUACAUAUGAACGAUCCUUUCUUAGUAUCAGGGAGUGGGUUGAAGCAAUCGAGGAUGGUGCUCAAAAGAAAAUCCCAAUAAUGUUGAUUGGCAAUAAAACAGACAUGCGACCAGAAGCAGAAAAACAGGGACGACGUGUGGUCGCUCAUAACGUUGGACAAAAGUUGGCAAAGGAUGUAAGUGCUUUAUUCAUAGAAACUAGUGCUAAAGAUGGCUCUAAUAUAACAGAAGCAAUAACCGAAUUAACAAGAUUAAUGCGAGCAAACGAGGAUUUAGAGGUCAAAACAGUUGGGCUUCAGCUGCAUGAAAAACCAGAAGAAAAAAGAGCCUGCUGUGGACGUUGACAUUUUCGAAUAUAUAUAUAUGCAUCAAUCAUACACUUGUUAAAUAUAACACAUGUACAAAUAUCAUUUUUAUUUAAAUUGACAAACAUGUCAUAUUUCAGAGUAAUGAAGGGUAUUAGACCUAAUGUUGUAAUACAUGGGUCGGUUACAAGCAUUUAUUGUUUUGAACUUGGUGUAUAUAUUGUUAAUAUUUUUGUGAAACUUUUCAUUACACAAUGGUGCAAACAAUAGUUUUCCAAUUUCUUUCAUUCUUUGGUUUAUCUGUUUUGAUUGUGAAGAAACAAAUGUUUGAUUUUGAGAUACUAUCGUCUUAAGGUAAAGUCAAAAGCUACCAUGGUGGCUAUCAAAACCCAAAAUAUCGAAGACAAGAAGACAACACCAUGUCCAAAAAAGAACGAAAAGAAAAGAAUAGGACUCCACAAAACAUUAUAUCAAAAAAUAUAGCUUGAGCAACAUGAACUCUACCAAGAAUCGGUGGGGAUUUCAGGUCCUCUUGAUUUUGAUUUACAAAACAUAAGACAAGGAAGAUAUUAGAUAAAGUUUAUUGCAUAGUACUAUUUAGUAAAGAAAAUAAUUAUAUUUUACAUCUUACGCAAUAGAUUGUUGAUAGUGUUACGUAUAUUUAUUUGCAAUAACAUAGCUUUAUUUAAUUUUAUAUUAAUUAAUGUACAUAAUGUAGAAGCAAUUGCCAGUCAUGUAAAUAGAAAAAAAACUGUUUAAGUACAAGACUUAUGUUGUUGGAUGAUGAUGGAAACAAUGCUGGUUGAAUUAAAUUUUAAUUCUUUAUUGUGUGAUAAAUAUUGUGUACCAUUAUUAAGUUAUUGUACAUUUUUAUUCAUUAUUUAAUUGCAAAAUAAUGUUCCACUUAGGACGUUAACGAAAAUUUGCAAAUUAUUUUCCCUGCUAUUGCCUGGUGCAAUAUUGUUGAGCAAUAGCAAAAACUAAGAGUUAUUACACAAACAAUGACAAAUAUUAAAUGUAUUUGAAAAUUUACUGCACUCUCAAACUUGUGCAAUAUUUAGUGCAAUGACCUUAAUAUUGUUAUGUCGCCUAUUUCCACAAAUGUUUCAUGAAUGUAGUACCCAAACGAUUUCCGAUUACAUCUGAAAUGACGAACGUAGUAUGAAGGAAUGACUUCUUUGAAAUAUGUUGAAUGAUCACCGUAGAUGUCUUACAUGUAAUGGUUUUCUUUAUAAAAAAAAAAUAUUAAAAGACCAGCACAAUCAAUUUUAACAAUACUUUCCAUUCAAUUCGCUGUUUAAGAAUUUUAAGGACUAUGGGUCAUUGUUCUUACCCCCCCCCCCCCCCCCCCGAAAAAAAAACCGUCAACCCUUUUCUAUUGAUUAGGACAAGUUACAAUAAUCUGUUUUCAUGAGGCAAAACGAAACUGUGCAAUGACACCAUAUGACAUAUCAUGGACAUUUGUCUCUUGUUGUUGCUGUCCUUGAAAUAGCCUGACUGGACAAUGCAUACAAUUAACAAGUUAUUGUUGUGAUAACCGUUAUUGCUAUAUCUCUGCCCAUUCAGAAAGGACCAGAGAUCAGUUUCACAAAAAAUCUUACGACUAAAGUUGAUCGUAAGUAUACUGAAUUGUUGAUGACGUACGAUCAACUUUAGUCAUAAGAUUUUUUGUGAAACUGAUCUCUGGUGAAUAACUUUUGUUGUUAUUUAUUAAAUGUAUUUAUCAUCUAUUGUAAUCAUUUGUCAUUUGGGUAAUUGUUACUGAGAAGAAACUUUCUGAACGUCUUUCAUGUAUAUUUCAUAUACCAGCUUAACAUUGACAUUAUAAUACUUACAUACAUUUUGUUAGAUUUCAUAAUGGUUGACUUUGAGAUUGUUGUUAUGAUAAUUAUUAUGUUUUGAGUCAGCACAACGGUCAAAUCCGUGAAAGUGAUGUUUUUGAAAAAUUGAAACAUAGACAUUUAAUUGGUUAAAACAAAGUUGUAUUAUUCAUUACAUCAAUAAGAUUUAAGUAAAAUUUGCAUUUAAACCUUACUGAACUAUUAACAUUGUAACAAGUGCUGUAAUGUACUAUAAUACAUUAUAUUAGAACUAAUAAAACAACAAGCUUCUAAUACUAGUUACUGAUCCAACUCGUAUGAUUUCGUCGUUUUUCGUUACGAGGCAUUCAUUGUCGGUCUAAUCAAGUAGAGAUACGGGAAAAGUAUUUCCUACCUUACUAGUUUUCACUGCAACUAUUUUCUACAGAGAAAAAAAAUCGACGACUAAAUAUAUUAAUAAUAUACGAUGUUUAUAUGGAAAUAAAAAAUAAUUUUAACUUAAAAUAUUUUUGGUAAACACAUUAACAUUAUAGGAUAAAUACUAUAUAAAUUUUCCCCUUUUUUGGCAUGGUAGAUAUCGGGUAUGAAAUUAAACGAAAAUAAUAGCAGCUUUUAAAAGUAUGCAAUAGAACAUUGUAGCAUCUAAGAUAGAAAUGUGCAGUACUGACAGUAGAAAAUUCCUUUGGUUUUAUAGUAUCUAUAAUUUCGACGGUCGAUGAAAGUAUUUAUUGGGUUAAUGUUUAUAUUGUCGGAUGAUCAUCUAGAUGUAUUUUUUUAAUGGUUUGUGUUUUGAGAUUUUAACGAUAUUUACAGUAAAAAUUGAGAAACUUUGAAUAACAGGGUUUUUAAGUGCUAGGGAUUAAUAGCGAAUAAUACCAUCAGCGAUUAGUUAUUUAACUCUGAUAAUGCCUGUACGUAGCUAAUUUAAUGUAUGAUCACACGAAAUAGCUUUGUUCACUUGAAUGCAACAUUUUAGUUCCUACAGCCAGCGUUAAAGUCAGUAGAAAAAAUGUUUUAUCGUAUCGCGCCUUGAUUAGACUGAUUGUCAUUUAUAAAACUGAUCUCGAAAUACUCUGGGAGAAGUGAUUGUAGUGGCUAUUUUUACAAUCAUGAGUGUCUUCUGUUACUCGUGUUUCAUACUUUCAUGUUUUAGUUGUUGCUUCAAAGUAUAAAAAGAGAAAUAAAUGCUUUCCUAAUUUG
Molecule: messenger RNA, 5853 nt
Organism: Mytilus californianus (California mussel)
Lineage: Eukaryota; Metazoa; Mollusca; Bivalvia; Mytilida; Mytilidae
Product: ras and EF-hand domain-containing protein homolog
Exons: 18
Coding region: 629-2872 (747 amino acids)
Molecular function (GO): calcium ion binding; GTP binding; GTPase activity
Source: RefSeq, a predicted model, not a curated record